Messenger RNA from Hipposideros armiger (great roundleaf bat), 1416 nucleotides. RefSeq names its product HIG1 hypoxia inducible domain family member 1A (gene HIGD1A). NCBI's taxonomy places the organism in Eukaryota, Metazoa, Chordata, Mammalia, Chiroptera, Hipposideridae. Gene Ontology annotation, biological process: mitochondrial respirasome assembly; negative regulation of apoptotic process. The coding region runs from base 126 to 407 and encodes 93 amino acids. Gene Ontology annotation, cellular component: mitochondrion. The record is from RefSeq and is a predicted model, not a curated record. The transcript has 4 exons.
UGAUUGGCUGGAGCCGGCUGUGGGCGGGACGAGUAGAAGCCGGCCAGACGGCUCGCGCGGGCUGGGGUCAGAAGCCAGUUGAAGUUUGCGAGAGCUUGGGGUUCUUUGAAGAUUCUUCAAUCACUAUGUCAUCCAACACAGAUGUUUCUAUUUCUUCAUAUGAUGAAGAUCAGGGAUCUAAACUUAUUCGAAAAGCUAAAGAAGCACCAUUUGUCCCCAUUGGAAUGGCGGGGUUUGCAGCAAUUGUUGCAUAUGGAUUGUAUAAAUUGAAGAGCAGGGGAAAUACCAAAAUGUCCAUUCACCUGAUCCACAUGCGCGUGGCAGCCCAAGGCUUUGUUGUGGGAGCAAUGACUGUUGGUAUGGGCUACUCCAUGUAUCGGGAAUACUGGGCAAAACCAAAACCUUAGAAGAGACGCUGCCUUGGUCUGGUUGGUGAUGUUUGCUAUAGCUAGACAUCUCAUAUUGAGGUUAUAUGUUUAUGUUGAAAAUAAAUUGUUUGGGUCAGACAAUAACACGGUAAUUUGACUGUUGGCUUCCUUUCUUGCAGGCUUGUUUGCCUGUUGACUAAAUUACUAGUGACUAGUUCACUAACUAGGUUGUUCAGGGGAGUCAAGUUAGCACCUAAGGAAAGUGUCACUUUUAAAUGCACUGGAUUGUGGUAAAAUGUCCACCUUGUUAAACCCUUCUGAUGAAAUUCGUUCUAAAAGAAGACAACAUGCCAAUCCCAAAGUACUCCCAGUUGCUGCAGAACAUCACAUGCUUUUGGUGUUAUGUAGGAAUCCCAUUUGUCCCUGUUAAUUUAACUUUUUUCUGCCUACCUUAUGGACUGAAGGAGCACUUCAGUUUUUAGGGCUGGUUGGCUCUUGAAGAACUCUUUCAGAACAGUGCAUGGCAUGCAAUGUUACAAGCUUCCCCACACUGAAAAUGUGUGUGUGUGUGUGUGUGUGUGUGUGUGUUUAACCCAAACCUAAAUUGCCGAUAGCAGUGCUACUAAAAAGUAGUAUUUAUUUCAGGAUCAUACUUGUAAACAGGAGAAUAACUUAAUUGUGGAUCUCAGAUUAGGUCUUUCGUAAUUGUGGAAUUGUAUUUUUGCUGCUAUUAUAUUAGAAUAAUAUUUUAAUGUCAUCUUAAAAUAGAAACAUGUAUUUUAAGUGCUAAUACAAAAUAAUGAAAAACAUUUUUAAAAUGUGUGCUGUAUGUUUAUUUUCUCUGUAACAAUUAUAAAUGUUAAGCUAAACAAAUUACCUAUAAUGGAAAUGAGUAAUGAUUUAUGAGCAAGCCAGCCAGACAUAUACAAACUUUGAUGUACUAUAGAGGGCUUUCCUGUACUUGUGAAAUUCUCUUGUCUAACCUGAAUUUACAUUCCAUGGUGACAACAUGGUAAAUGUAGUGUUAUUAAAGUAAAUGAACACAUCA